AAUAAUAAUUUGAUUUUAAAAUCUUUUAUUAUCUUUCGUUAGCAUUUCAAUUUUGCACUUGACGGUGAAUGUGUGCAGCAUAAGUGAGCGAAUAUUUGUGGAAAUAUGACACAAUUUACGGAAGAGGAAGAAGGUCAAUUCAUUGGCUCGCAACGCGUUAAUGAUAAAACAAAUUCAAUACCCGAUGGUAUUUUAGAUGACCAUACCGUUCAUGAAUGUGAUAUAGCUUUGAAUAAUUUUGAAAUUAAAAAGAAACGUUAUCGAGUUUUACUUAAUCGUUACCAUAUCAUUUGGCAACGUUCCGACAUCAAACAUAAAGUAAGGAAUGAUGGCAACGAACCGACGACAGGAACAUCAAUGCAAAAAGAAAAUGAACAUGAAAAGGAAAAAAUAAGCUAUCAGACCAAAUAUGACGAUGGCAGCAAUGUUUUACACCUACAAGAUGUAUUUCGAAUUACGAAAGGAUCAACAAAAGCCGCUUGUUUUCGUAGUGCUUUACAAACUUUCGAUUCCAAUUCAAUUGAUUCGGAUGCGGAACAACAAUCGUCCGAAUCAAUUAAUUCUUCAGAUCAAUACCUAAUGAUUCACUACGCGGAACGUAUUAUAUCCUCACCGACAGAUUGCAAUCGUUGGCAAGUGCAACGUCUCACAUUGCACAAUAAUGAUCCGUACAUUAUAGGCAAAUGGUAUGAUCAGUUACAAAAUCGUUUACUAUCAUCGCCACGUAAACGUUUAAAACGUUUGCUGGUCUUUAUUAACCCGUACGGGGGUCGUAAAAUGGCCUUGCAGACUUAUGAACGUUGUUGCAAACCCAUUAUACAAUUGGCCGGUAUUGAUGCUUCGUGUAUUAUUACGCAGCGUGCUAAUCAGAUACGUGAUAUUUUAAUUGGUCACGAUCUGAAACCGUACGAUGCCGUUUGUUGUGUCGGCGGCGAUGGUACAGUUGCCGAAAUGAUAAAUGGUUUAAUAUGGCGUUCGAUACGUGAUCAUGGCAUGAAUCCAAGACAACCGGAUUGGAUACCGAAACCAAGUUUGCCAAUUGGUGUUAUACCGGCGGGUAGUACCGAUACUAUAGCGUACAGUUUGCAUGGAACAUCAGAUGUACAAACAGCAACUAUUCAUCUAGUCUUGGGUCAAUAUAAAGGUCUCGACGUGUGCAGUGUACGAAAUUGUGACGGUAUUAUACGUUUCUGUACCAGUGUUAUGGGCUAUGGUUAUUUAGGCGAUGUGGCGGCGAAAAGUGAAAAAUAUCGUUGGAUGGGUACGAAACGUUAUGAAUACACAGGCGUCAAGGCAUUUCUUUUGAAUCGUGGCUAUGAGGCCGAAGUGCAUUUAUUACUGGAUGAAAAUGACGAAAUUGACAAAGUGAACACAACUUGUUCCGUCAAUUGUUCCCAUUGCCAAAAUAUCGAAGAAAAAGAUAUCAAUGCUGAUAAACCAUCGUCUUCGAAUGCCUCUCCAUAUAAAGAUAAUACUGAGACUUGCCAUCCUCCCGAUAAUUGUGAUAAGCCAAAUGACUUCUAUAUAUCACCGGCAAAAACGUCCCCACAAUUGAUUCGCAGCGAUCGCGAUACCUCAAAUAAAUGGCGUAUAAUAAGAGGGGACUUUUUUAUGAUAACUGGUGCUAAUAUAACAUGUGCUUGCACGCGCAGCCCUAACGGCAUUUCACGUUAUUGCCAUUUAGGUGAUGGCUACUUAGAUUUGGUACUAGUCCGCAAAACUAAUCUCUUAAAUAAUAUACGCUUUGUCAUCAAUACAAUGGGCCGAAAUGGCGAUAUUCGAAAUCUGCCUUUCGUGGAAAUUUAUCGCACGCGUCAAUUUACGUUUAAAGCAAAAAUGAAUGCUCACUCUCAGGAUUACAACAGUGUACGAGGCUCUUGUCAACCAAUCGCUAUUUCAAGCAUCAGUGAAGACGGCGUCAGUAAUACAGAUAGUGAGUUUUUCUCCAGUUGGAAUUGUGAUGGUGAAGUGGUCAGCGAUUUGGAAAUAACUAUGAUAUCGCAUCGUCAAUUAAUUGAUGUAUUCAUGCGCGGACCUUACCCUUAUGCAAAACCCACACGACGAACGGGCAGUAAAUCCUUAUGCUGCUGCUGUUGUAAAUGAAUAAUUUAAAUAAAUAACUUAUUUAAGGAGACUCGUUUACCACUCCGAGAAGGCAACUCGUAGGGCGAUUUAUUGUUGUGAUUUACUUUCAAUGGAUAUAUAAGCUGUUUCCAUAAAAAUGUACAUUCCGAUUAUUGCCUUUUAUGUAUUUUAGUAAAAUUUCUAAGUUGUAUUUUUUUAUAUUUUAAUAUUCAAUAAUGUUUCACUAGUUGAUAAGGUAUUUAACGGUUCCUUUAUAUAGGUAUUAUAUUGCAUGUCUUCUUCCUUUUUUUUUUUCAUUCACAAUAUUUAAGACAAUAGCAGAUUGUAUGGAAUAGCGUUGGUUUUGGAUAUUUUUCUACUGUAUAACUAAAAA
Molecule: messenger RNA, 2458 nt
Organism: Glossina fuscipes
Lineage: Eukaryota; Metazoa; Arthropoda; Insecta; Diptera; Glossinidae
Product: ceramide kinase-like
Exons: 4
Coding region: 106-2103 (665 amino acids)
Molecular function (GO): kinase activity
Source: RefSeq, a predicted model, not a curated record